GGGAGUCUUAAGUUGGAUCAGUGGUCAUCACUAAUGAAAAGGUUGCAGAAUAUGUAUCUGUCUCUUACCUGCUAGUCAUAGUUAAUUGAGGUCUUAAAGGAAGACCUGAGACUAUAACAAAAUUCUCUAGGAUUUGUACUGACGAGAUCAAUUCGCUAUGUACAAGUCUCUUUAUGCCUUUCAAUCCUCGGAGCCCAACUCUCUCCACUUCGCGGCCGGGGAAAGCUUUUUGAUCUUGGAACGCAGUAACAAACACUGGUGGCUCGGAUCCCGCUGCAGCUCCGGAGAGACAGGUUACAUACCUUCGUCUUACAUCGAGAAAGUCCAGGCUCCAGAGCAGGAUGAGGUCUUGCAGUCCAUUGACAGAGCAAUAGAAGGCAUCCACAAUGUAGCCAUGAAGAACGGAGGCAAAUACAACCUGGAGCAGAGAGAUGUGCUCCAGAAGUUGAUACACCACAGAAAGGAAAUCCUCUCCCGUCGAAGCCCCACUCCCUCCAGCCACAGGCCAGCUCUCCCCUCCUCUGCAAGUGACCUGUCCCUCAGCCACACACCCCCUCUGUCCAAUGGGCUUAACCGACCUUAUGGACGCCAGGCCAGCGAGCCAAUAGCAGAGCCCCCUGACAGGAUGCCAGGCGAUCCGGGAUUCUAUCAGGUGCCUCCUCAGCCUCGUCGAGCAGCACCAACAACCCCUCCCCCACCCGAGAAGCGAAGAGAGACUCGAUGCACAGCAGCAGAGCCAGACACCAUCUCCAGAGUGUCUUCCACAGGUCAAGGUCCCACUAAGGCCUCUCCCAGGGGAGUUUCCCCGUCAAGUAGCUCGCUCUCACUAGACUCUAGUUCCACGCACUCCGUUGUGUCAUCGGAUAUAAGUCUGCCUAGUGUGGCCAGUACGCCACCUCCAGUGCCCACCCGUGCCAAGGCCCCAGCACCUCCAGUGGAGCAGCCUCCGCCAAGCCCGUCCCCACAACCUGCUCCAUCUAAGAAAGGACCUGCUCCACAGCCUCAGCCAGCCCCCUCUCCAGUAUCAACCAAUCAAGAGCCUGCAGAGGCGGAGUGGCCCUCAGCCCCGCCCCCCGUAUCUUUAAGUCCCCCAGAAAGUCCCACUAAGUCAGAUCCUGUCCCCAUGACGACAGGAGUGGAACUCCUUGAGCUUGUCCGUAAAAACACAGGUCUUAGUUACGAGCUGUCUCGUGUGGCCGUGGGAGUGGUUGUAGGCCACCUGCAAACCACCAUACCCCAGGCAGCCCCGGCUCUGGAACAAAUCCUUCUCUCAUUGUUUGAGAGCAAGGUUCUGAGCACAGCAUUGCCACAGGGGCAAGUGUGCCACGAUGAACAGCGCCUGGAGGUGAUCCUUGGAGACCUGGCUCGCCAUCGUGAUGACUCACAGCAGCGCAGCUGGGCUCUACAUGAGGACCAUGCUGUCAUAGCUGCAUACCUGGAGGAGCUCCUGCAGAUCUUAACGGAUGCAGACCCAGAGGUGUGUAAGAGGAUGUGCAAGGUCAAUCAUUCAGAGCCUGUGAUGUCUCUAGUCUCUUAUUACCAGAUGGAGCACCGUGUGUCUCUGCGGCUCCUGCUGCUGAAGGUGUUCGGGGCCAUGUGUGGCCUGGAGGCCCCUCUCAUCUCCACCCUGCUCAACUCCAUCCUGCCCAUGGAGCUCGCCCGCGACCUGCAGACUGACACCCAAGAGCAUCAGAAGAUGUGUUACACGGCCCUGGUCCUCUCCAUGGUCUUCUGCAUGGGGGAGCAAGUACCUUAUCACCAUUAUGAGCAUUUGAACAGUGACUUUAUGCAGUUCCUCCUGGAUGUUAUAGAGGACGGCCUUCCCUCAGACCCCACUGAACAGCUGCCAGACCUCUUCAUCAACCUGGUGCUGGCCUUCAACCUCCAUCUCACUGUGCCAGCCAGUAACAUGGUCAUGAAGACUCUAAUCGAAAAACCCAAUGUGAAGAUACUGACAGAGAAAAUACUACUGCUGCUAAACCGAGGGGAUGACCCUGUGUGUGUGUUCAAGCACGAACCCCCUGCUCCCCACUCAGUGCUCAAAUUCCUUCAGGAUGUGUUCGCCAGCCGGGAGUCUGCCCAGAUCUUCUACCGCACCGACAUGAUGGUGAUGAUCGACAUCUGUGUCCGUCAGCUCUCAGACCUUUCAGACGGAGACAAGCUGAGGAUGGAGUACCUCUCUCUCAUGCAUGCCAUCAUGCGGUCCACCGACUACCUGGAGCACCAGCACCGCCUGGACGACCUGCAGUCAGCGCUGCAGAGGAUCCUGGGGGAGGAGGAGGACGAGGUGGGGGGCACCGUCCGGCAGAUGGACAAGCUCAUCGUGCAGCAGAUCUACAAAGAGUUCCCCCAGAUCUCUGCGAGCAAGUGCUGAGGCCAGGGGAGACUGGCGGCGCCAGCCUCAGAUGGAAGGCAGAGCAAACUGCAGUCUGUUCCCCCUCGGGGAGAGUCGUGACGAGAACCUCCCAAAACAGUAUUCCCAUUAGAACCAUAUCAACUGAGAGACUUGCCAAACCGAAACGUAUCAAACAAGCUUAUCCUAUGAUCCUGUUCAUUAGAUUGAUGCAAUGAUCUCGCUAAAUCUCACUUUUAGGUCAAAAUGUGUCUGAUAAAAAAAAGAACAAGUUUGCUCAUCGUAUCUACUGAUAUUGUGGGAUUGAAUGCUUUGAAUUGUUGACCGUCAGAUUAAGAGAGACAUGCAAGGUUUAAAACUCAUUUGUUUAAGUGGAUGUGCCAGGUGUGGAUGUUCCUCUAAAUGCCGGAACCAGACUGCAGUCUCUCUCCUUCCUCUGGGGGUCACGCCCCGCUGUGCUUCCUCUGUCUGCAGCAGCGGUUAAGCUUUCAUUACAUCUCAGCUUUCACUGCAGGUGUUAAUCGUAGCCAGUCCAACAUGCCUCUACAAAAACACUGACUUGGCAAUGAGGCGCAUUGCUAAACGUGAGCUCAAAGAUAAUAGUUGUGGUGAAAUGGCUUCCAUAGCAACCUGUGUUUUAAUAUCUAGAGCUGUGACUUGCUGCCACUUGCUCAGCCUUAGAAACACACAGCAGACAGAUAUAUCUAUUCGCUCUAGCACGUGCUCUGUGCAUAUCUCCCUCUCUCACCCACCCCAACACACACACACACACACACACACUUACUCUGAUUCCUGAAAUUCACCAGGCUCUACUUGCUUUACUAACUGUGUCUGUUCCUCUACCCUAAAGCACUUACGCUCCUGCAAUACCAGCCAGCUGAUGUAAAGGGAAUGUCCUGUGUCAAGAAUACGAUAAUGUGACAGGAUAACUCCUCUCCGUUUCUACCUCUCUCUUGUCCUCAACUGACACCUAUAAUGCUCUUUCUGUUGCAGCUUUCUCCUCUCUAUUACUACGUAUACUGGAACUGUAUUGUGAUUUAAAAAAAAGCAUACUGUAAUCUACCUUCACUUGGGCAUAACCCAGUUACCUGACCCUUCACCCCCAAUCUUGUCUUAAAGCGUUGUGUUACUGAGGGCACCUUUAGUUUGUACAGUAUUAUGACUGGGAGGCCAGAGGUACAGACAUACACACCCACUUUCACAAAGCAAACAGCACCACUUUCACACCCUUGAAAGGACAGUAUUGAAAAAAAGGUAUUUGUAAGCGUUUCUGUGUGAGAGACCUUUCAGUCACCAAGAUGUCUUUGUGUGAGCGUGUAUGUAUGCUGCCUAGUUUCUUGAAUGUUGGCACUUUUAUGUUGACAAUGAUGGUUAUCGUGUCUUGUUAUUUUAUGGUAUGUUUGUCCAGGGGUGUGUUGCAGUUUGAUUAAUGAUAAUGGUUAAAGUAUAUUUUCCCUGGUUUGAAAUGUGUUGGAAAAGCGUGAAAGGGGGGAUGGUAACAAAUUGUAUUUUCUUAAAGUUUACAAAUUAUUAAAAUGCCAGUCAUCUCAACAAGCACUA
Molecule: messenger RNA, 3913 nt
Organism: Clupea harengus (Atlantic herring)
Lineage: Eukaryota; Metazoa; Chordata; Actinopteri; Clupeiformes; Clupeidae
Gene: nckipsd
Product: NCK interacting protein with SH3 domain
Biological process (GO): endocytosis
Molecular function (GO): protein binding; Arp2/3 complex binding
Source: RefSeq, a predicted model, not a curated record